This is a messenger RNA of Clunio marinus, 660 nucleotides long. Lineage: Eukaryota; Metazoa; Arthropoda; Insecta; Diptera; Chironomidae. The record is from the annotation of a GenBank genome assembly.
AUGAUUGAACAUUCAAUCGAUCAACCCUUAAAUAAAUUUAACAUAACAGAAUGUGGAUGGAAGUUUAUUAAAGAUCACAAAACCGAUGAAUUAGCUUUUAAUGUUUAUAAACGAGCAAACCCGAUUGCCAGCAAUACUGAAUUGAGGUUUGAAAGAAAAUGGCGACGGUCUAUGAAUUAUCUUAUGGAGUAUGUCAGAAGUUACUGCAAGUCCGAUGUUUACAUUGCACAGGCGUUCAACUAUGAAGUCGGUGGAAGACAUCCAAAUUCUAGUUUAACUCACAAUGAAGUUUGCAUGCUAAAACAUCUCAUCGACAUAAAUAUCAUCGAAACGAAGUUGUAUAAAAUCGAUGAUGGACGUUAUGCGGAGGAAAACUGCGAAACUUUAUUAGUUGAAUGGAGUGCAACGUUUCCGUAUCAAUUUAAUUCGUUCGAUGUCAAUUUCCCUGAUGAAUUAUUUUCAUUACCAUCGAAAAAUGUUCUCGAAUGUUUACAUCAAAAAAUCAACCAAGAAAAGUUGAAUGAAAAGUUAGCUUCAUACAAAAUGUUGCACACUUUCAACCUAUCACCAACCCAAACUGAAGAAAUUCGAAAUGAUUACAUUAAUGUGUACAAAACGUUGAUAAGCACUAUGUUUGAGUGUUUGGAGAAAUUAUUUUAA